GCAGUCACGCCGGUCACACUGUCACCCGGUUUUCAAGACACAGUGACAAACUCACGGAAAAAUCAUGAAGAUCUGGGCAUCAGAACACAUUUUUAAUCACCCAUGGGAAACCGUAAUUAAAGCAGCAAUGCAGAAGUACCCGAAUCCGAUGAAUCCCAGUGUGAUCGGCGUGGAUGUACUGGACAGACAAGUAGACACACAAGGUCGAUUGCACAGCCACAGGCUGCUUAGCACGGAAUGGGGACUACCUUCCAUUGCUAAAUCAAUCAUUGGAACAACACGGUCAUGCACGUACGUUCAGGAACACUCGGUAGUGGACCCAGAAGAAAAGACAUUUGAGCUCAAAUCCACAAAUAUCUCUUUCACUAACAUGGUGUCCGUGGACGAGAGGCUGGUAUACAGACCACACCCCCAAGAUCCAGAAAAGACAGUAUUGACUCAGGAGGCACUGAUAUCUGUGAAGGGCGUGAGUCUAAGCAGUUACCUGGAGGGUCUGAUGGCCAACACCAUCUCCACAAAUGCAUCAAAGGGUCGUGAGGCCAUGGAAUGGGUCAUUCACAGGUUAAAUGCUGAAAUCGAGGAGUUGGCAGCGACAGCACGAGGCUCCAUUAGGGUUCCCAUGGCAGCAGCCGUCACAGAAAAAUGACCCCUAUACCAGUAUCUCCCUCUCUUUUUUACACAUGCACAUACAUACAUACACACACACACACACACACCCCUACACAUACAUACGCACAUACCUGCUCUUCAUCUGACCUCUGUUGCCUUGUUAACACAUCCACCCUCCCUGCACCACCAACUCAUCUCAGACCAUCAGACAGACUUUGUCCACCUUUGGUUUCACCAUCCACACACACACACACACACACACACACACACUCACCUCAUCAAACCAGAGCACUCAGCUGGACUCCUCCCACUAGACCAGCCUUUGCGUCCUCUAUACCAUCUUCUUAACAGUCGUUGGUGUGAACAAUUCCCAGAGAACCAUGUGUGGAUGCUUGUACUGGGAGUUUGAAGACCAGUUGUGACCGUUGAGAUCUUUCUGAGACUCCAUAGCAAAAAAGAGGGGUUUUUUUCUGUUGAGGUUGGGUGUGUGAGCAGGUGCUAGCUACCCACGCUAAAGCUAGCCAUGCUAUGACCACAAACCGGAUAACGUUACAGGACCACAAAUGGGGAACCACUGUUUAAAGGAAAACAAAAAGAGCAGUAUGUUCUCAAAGUCUACCACAUGGGACCGCUUUUGUGAACAGACUAAAGGACUAGAUUUUAUCUUUCUUUUUCUUUCCUAUUUAUGCGACUGUUGUGUUGUCAGGAUAAAGAUGUGGAAUGUUACAGCUUAUUUAAAAGAAUGUCUCAUUUUGUAGACUGAAUUAACAUUGCUCUUUGACCUUAUUGUCAGUAUGCUUUUAGUUAAGCAGUGUGGAGAACGGCUAGAACAUAUUUAAUUUUUGUGUCCUCAUGUUUUGUUUUUGUUUUGUGUUUUUUCUCAGUGUCCACAAUUUCAGUUCUUAAAUCUGA
Chanos chanos (milkfish) is the source of this 1521-nucleotide messenger RNA. Its product is annotated as PRELI domain containing protein 3B. The transcript is spliced from 6 exons. Bases 65 to 646 code for a protein of 193 amino acids. Gene Ontology annotation, cellular component: mitochondrial intermembrane space. Lineage: Eukaryota; Metazoa; Chordata; Actinopteri; Gonorynchiformes; Chanidae. The record is from RefSeq and is a predicted model, not a curated record.